Messenger RNA from Olea europaea var. sylvestris, 1868 nucleotides. Its product is annotated as serine carboxypeptidase II-3-like. Gene Ontology annotation, cellular component: vacuole. Bases 357 to 1805 code for a protein of 482 amino acids. Gene Ontology annotation, molecular function: serine-type carboxypeptidase activity. The transcript is spliced from 8 exons. NCBI's taxonomy places the organism in Eukaryota, Viridiplantae, Streptophyta, Magnoliopsida, Lamiales, Oleaceae. Gene Ontology annotation, biological process: proteolysis. The record is from RefSeq and is a predicted model, not a curated record.
UCUAAUUAUAAGAACUGUUGGAGCAUAUGGUGUCAAAUUUCUUAAAGAAACAAUUGAAACAAACCAAGAAACCAAAUAUUUGACCUAAUUGAGAAAUAAACAAUGCAAUGCCGGCUGAUCUGUUAGCCCCCAUUAUGAAGUUUAAUCUUCUGUUGGUAUUAUCCCUAUGUCUUCACUGAAUACUUCUAAAGUUAGUUAACAUCAAUGAGGAGUAAAACCAACAAGAACACUCAAAUACGAUGCUUACAAUGAAUGCUGUUUGUUUUUUAAAGUGAAGCAAAAUCUAUAUAAAAGAAGAAAAAUAGCAACAUUAAUGGUCAAAAUCCCCCACGUCCACCUUCUGUUGCAUUGUGAAGAUGAGAGGUGCAUUUGUUUUAGUCCUCUCUCUUCUGUGCCUCGCGGUUUCUGUACAAUGUUACAGUGGGAGAAAAUAUGACCCUCUCGGAAAAUUUAUUAAGGAUCGACGCUCAAAAAGAUCGGUCAAUAAUCCUGCAGAGGAUCUUGUGUUGACUGAUUAUUCACCAGUUUAUGUAGCACCUCAGGAGGGAUUAAAGGAACUUGACAAGAUAUUAUCCUUGCCUGGACAACCUGAGGUAAAUUUCUCUCAGUAUUCAGGGUACGUAACUGUUGAUCCUAAGGCUGGCCGGGCACUGUUUUACUAUUUUACUGAAUCUGAAGACCGUUUCAGCAAACCUCUGGUGCUGUGGCUAAAUGGAGGACCGGGCUGCUCUUCCAUAGGAGCUGGUGCAAUGACAGAACUUGGACCGUUUCGGGUCAAUCCGGAUGGCAAAACUCUAUGGUAUAACCGAUAUGCAUGGAACAAUGUGGCAAAUGUCCUCUUCUUGGAGUCCCCAGCUGGUGUUGGAUUUUCUUAUUCCAAUACAUCAUCAGAUUAUGUUACUGGGGACAAAAAAACUGCAGCAGAUUCGUAUAACUUUUUAGUUAACUGGCUAGAAAGAUAUCCAGAGUACAAAACACGUGGUUUUUACAUAACGGGAGAGAGUUAUGCUGGUCAUUAUGUGCCCCAGCUUGCUGAUUUGAUACUUGAAAACAACAAAAUCACAAAUCAAACUGUCAUUAACCUCAAAGGAAUUGCUAUUGGGAAUGCAUUAAUUGACGAUACGGAUACAGAAGCAGGCACUUUUGACCAUUUCUGGACAAGUGCUCUCAUUUCUGAUGAAGUUCAUGAAGGAAUAAAAUCAAAUUGCAAUUUUUCAUCUGCCAAUAAUUCAGAAGUCUGUUACGAUUACAGAGAACAAGCCUAUGAAACCAUAGGCAACAUCUACACUUAUGACAUAUAUGCCCCCUUGUGCUCUUCCUCUUCAAGUGCUCCCGGGGUAUCAAAUUUCGAUCCAUGCUCAAGCGAUUAUGUCUUUGAUUAUUUAAACAAUCCUGAAGUGCAAAAGGCACUUCAUGCUAACAUAACUGGAGUUCCUGGACCGUGGGAAGAUUGCAACGACAUCAUCAGUACUGGCUGGCAGGACUCACCAUAUACAUUAUUGCCUACCAUAAAGAAGCUAAUGGAAAGCGGCAUCAGAGUUUGGAUCUACAGUGGAGAUACAGAUCGGAUAAUACCAGUUACAGCAACUAGGUAUUCAAUGCCCAAACUCGGGUCACCUAUAAAGACUCCAUGGUAUCCCUGGGACUCUCAAGGCGAGGUUGGAGGUUACGUAGUUGACUAUCAAAAUGUGACAUUUGUGACUAUAAGAGGAUCGGGACAUUUUGUUCCGAGUUACCAGCCUGAGCGCGCGCUCAUCUUCUUCUCAUCCUUCAUUGAGGGAAAGCUUCCUCCAGCACAGGGCUAAAGGGGGAAUCAAGAUAGACACGAAUAAAAUGUUUGAACUGUUCAUUUUUACAAUUGUAAGUUA